AUGUCAUGUUAUGUGUCUUACACGGUCAUACCUCCAUAUAGUCACACAGUUGGCACAUUAGUAAUUUUUGAAAUGAAGCGUGCUUAUAAGAAUGGUGGCUAUGUGGAGGUGGAAGGUAUGACUGAUAAUAAGGAACCUCGAUGCAAUUUCUACAAGCGUCAACGUUUGAUCAUUCGUCGUUUUCCUACUCAAGACGAUGUGGGCACCUCCGAGAGAGACGAAAACGAUGAGAAACUCGACGUUCAGUCCGAAGAAAAAUGGAAGGAAGACAUUUACCAAUCGUACUAUGAGAAUUAUGAAGAUGCAGAUCUUAAUGAAGUGAUUGACAAUCAUGACGCGGCAGUAUCUACCAAUACUUCACCCGCCGCGGAAGAGCCUAAAUUCAUACACGAUCAAGAAAUCAGUUCCAUUUUCCAGCUUUUCUUGAAACAAACAGUCAGUCAACGACAAUCGGCUUUUGAAGAAUCGCAGAAAUUGAAACAAGAAUGCGCGGAUGUCCAGCAACAGUUGAAGUUGUUGCAUAAAUGUUGUGAUGUCGCACAUGAGAAAAUUAAUGUUCUCGAGAAUGAAAACGGUGUUUUGAAAGAAGUGAAUGCUUAUUUGAAGAAAUUAUUGGCAGAUAGAAAGUAG
Ambispora gerdemannii is the source of this 630-nucleotide messenger RNA. The record is from the annotation of a GenBank genome assembly. Lineage: Eukaryota; Fungi; Glomeromycota; Glomeromycetes; Archaeosporales; Ambisporaceae.